Nelumbo nucifera (sacred lotus) is the source of this 806-nucleotide messenger RNA. Its product is annotated as autophagy-related protein 8i. The record is from RefSeq and is a predicted model, not a curated record. NCBI's taxonomy places the organism in Eukaryota, Viridiplantae, Streptophyta, Magnoliopsida, Proteales, Nelumbonaceae.
UAUGCGCUAUAGUGUAAUCUGCAAGCUCGACCUGAUAUCAUGGUCCAAAUCGUGAGUCGUUCACGUAAUCUAAAUGACUAUCUUUUUCAUCGAAAUCUGUCUAAUUGGUAAUGUAGGCCCACCAGAAAAGAGAAGAAGCGGUGUAACGUUGGCCGUUUGUGUUAAUAGCAAGAACAAGUAAACAUCCCGUUCUCGUACAAGUUUUCAGUUUUAAGCAAGCAAACAGAAAUUCUUUGAUCAUUUUCGCAUUUGUUUCGUUCUGUAAGAACAUUCAUGGGGAAGAUCAGAUCUUUUAAAGAUGAAUUUACAUUCGAUGAGAGAUUUCAGGAAUCACGGGAUAUCCUCGCCAAAUAUCCUGAUCGAGUGCCUGUGGUUGUUGAAAGAUAUUCAAAGACUGAUCUUCCAGAGAUGGAAAAGAAAAAAUACCUGGUUCCCCGAGACAUGUCCAUUGGACAGUUUAUCCACAUAUUGAGCAUCAGGCUGCAUCUGCCUCCUGGAAAAGCUCUCUUUGUAUUUGUGAAAAAUACCUUACCUCAGACAGCCAAUCUCAUGGACUCUGUCUAUGAAUCUUUUAAGGAUGAGGAUGGGUUUCUAUACAUGUGCUACAGCAGCGAGAAAACUUUUGGUUAGUUCAGCGAUAUGUUCCGUGAAUGUAAAAUCGGGACAUAGAUGUUGCUGUAAAGUCAUUCCUGUAAAUGAAUCAAGAUCUGUAUAAACUAGCAUUUAUGAUAUGAAAUUUUAGAUGUGAUAAUGCUUAAAACUUGACAAGAUAACAAGUCAGCAAGUAUAUUCCAAUGUUGCUCAAA